AUGACAGCCUUCUCUCAUAUUGGUGAUCCAUCACGAGGCACUCAUAUCAUUGGAGUCACUACAAGUGCACAUGGCACGACCAAGAAAGAUGACCCAUCAGGCAAGAGUGGCGGUCUCUUUGCGAGACAGGACAACGAAGUCGAAGAGGGCAGUGACGAGGCACAUCAUGAGGAUGACGAUGAAGAUGACGAAGAUGUUGAGGAUCAAGAAUCAUUCGAUCAUCAACAAGAUGUAGACAUCAGUACGAGCGACUAUGGAAUGGACCUUUCAAUCGAAUCGAAUAGUAGUAUAUCCUCCUCAAACUUCCAGUUCAAUCAACAACUCCAACAACAACAGCAGAUACAGAUGCAGCUACAACAGCGUCGAGUGUUAUCAUUGUUUGGUAUUGGUACAUUGGAUACAACAGCUGUAUCAUCAUCUGGACAGAACAGUAUCUCAGACAUUGAGCCCUAUUCUGGUACGACAGAGUCAUUGUCAUCGAUAAACAACUCAUCACUGGCACAAGAUGAUGACAUAUAUGAUAUGGAAGCAAGCAAGAUGAGUGGAGCCAACAAUGGCUCAAUGGACAUGUCAUGUAUCAGCAUGAAUCAAUCAGUUCUAAGUGCCAACAUACCUGUUAUCACUCGAGACGACGAUGACAACGACGACCAAGACAAUGACAAUGAUGAUAAUGAAAUGAUAAUAGUAUAG
Messenger RNA from Acytostelium subglobosum LB1, 690 nucleotides. RefSeq lists its product as hypothetical. The record is from RefSeq and is a predicted model, not a curated record. The transcript has 2 exons. The coding region runs from base 1 to 690 and encodes 229 amino acids. NCBI's taxonomy places the organism in Eukaryota, Evosea, Eumycetozoa, Acytosteliales, Acytosteliaceae.